Molecule: messenger RNA, 3852 nt
Organism: Metschnikowia bicuspidata var. bicuspidata NRRL YB-4993
Lineage: Eukaryota; Fungi; Ascomycota; Pichiomycetes; Serinales; Metschnikowiaceae
Gene: PDS5
Product: Pds5p
Exons: 1
Coding region: 1-3852 (1283 amino acids)
Biological process (GO): DNA repair; mitotic sister chromatid cohesion
Cellular component (GO): chromatin; nucleus
Source: RefSeq, a predicted model, not a curated record
AUGGCUCGCAGAGUGAAGCCCAAGGCAGCGCUCGACGCACCAAUUAUCCCAUCACUAGGGAAAUCAAUUCCCACGAAGGAGCUAAUUGCUCGCUUGCUGAAAAUUGCAGACGAGCUUUCAGCGGUAGAUCAGGAACUGGCGGUGCUUGAAGACUAUAAAGAUCUCGCCAGAAACCUCGCCAAUCCCAAAUUGAUUAAACACGCAAACGUUGGAGUCAAGGCUUUCACUGCAUGUGCUAUUGCUGACAUUAUUCGGUUGUAUGCGCCUGAUGCGCCGUUCACCGAGGAAGAACUUUCGGAUAUUUUUAGGGCGUUCUUUGCUCAGUUCUCACACUUGUGGGAUGAGGACAACCCUUACUUCUUACAGCAGUCAUAUAUCUUGAAGCGUCUUGUAGAAGUUCGGACAGUUGUUUUGAUUGGAGACUUGCCAGAUUCACAGGAGCUUGUGUCCUUGUUAUUUAAUACCAUGUACAAGCUCACCACAAAAGACUUCCCUUCCAGGUUAGAACCGCUCGCCUCAGAAAUGCUUGCAGAAACCAUCUCUGAAAUAGACUACAUUCCUCAGGGUGUAGUCUCUUUGAUUGUUAAACAUCUUACAGUUGCUACAGAUUGUCAACUUAUGAGCAGGUCCUCAAAUAUUUCGAAUACCGCAUUCAUCUUUUCGUUGGCUAUAUGUGAAGCAAAUUCAGAUAAAAUGGCUCGCCUGGUGGCCCAUCUUUUUUCUGAAAUGCUCGAUGAAAGCGCCAAAUCAAGCGAAAAAGACCGGCAUGCCCCAUUUGAGGCCUUGGAGAAAAUACAUCUCUCCUCAGUGCACAUAUGGGCUCAUGUCCCAGACCUUCUUGCAUCUGUGAUGGGCCUCAUUAGUGAUGAACUAAACUCAGACGAUGAAGGUAUAAGGAUGCUCGCCACUAAAACCAUCGGCAGUAUGUUAUCAUCUUCUUCGUUGUCAAAAAACGGCAAUUCAGCUGUGACUUUUGUUAGUUAUCAUAGAGACACGUGGACAAACUGGUUGAAGAAAUCUUCUGACACGUCUCCUUCGGUGAGAGCUGUUUGGAUAGAACAAGCCCCCGUCAUUCUCUCUCUUGAAACCACAUCGGAAAUAAACUCCGAGUUGAGUCUUGGUUUUUCAAAGUGCUUGACUGACUCUAGUGAAAAGGUAAGAUUUAGCGCUUGCUGUUCUCUUGAGUCUCUUUCUUUCUCCGUGAUCAUGAAAAAAGUCUGCAAUGAAUCCAUUUUGAAGACCCUAUUUCAACUCAUUCGAGAGAAGCACGUUCAAACGAGAAACACAGCCAUCAACGUAUUGGCUCACUUGUACAAUGAUUGCAUGGUAUCACUAGCUAAUAAUGAAGUCGUUGAUUUAGGGUCUUCGAACUCUGAAGACCAUGAAAAUGUGAUACAUUGCGUUGUGAAUGGUGUACCAAAUAAUCUUCUCCAGCUCAACUACAUCAACGAUAAGUCGAUUACAACAGCAGUUGAUAUAUGUCUUUUCGAAAAAUUACUUCCCUUUGAUGAUUCUGCAGAAAUAAGGGUAUUCCGCUUAUGCCAAUUUCUUAAAGAGUUGAGAGAAAAAGGCAGUCUAGCUUUCAGAGCCAUCACAAAGCGUCAGCAAAAAAACGCUGAAGUGCUCCUGAAGUUUCUAGAUUUAGCAGAAGAGUACAUUUGCAAUUCAUCAAUGGAAAUUGAAAACAAGGAAAAUGAAUCCAAUGAAAAGAUAUUAAUCAAGGUCGAAAAAGUUAUUAAGUGGUUGGAAUCUCAGGUCCCUGAAGGCCUCAAUUCUUACGAAAGCUUGAACACAUUUUUCAGGCUUAAAAACCCAAGAUUCGUUAAUUUAUUGAGAAAUUGCAUAGACAUGGAUCUGGAUUACAAAACAGUUAAAAACUCGGCGAAAGAGCUUCUCACAAAAUUGAGUGAUGUGAAAAACAUAAAGUAUGGAAAAGGAAAACCCCACUCUACAACCGCGGAAAUGGUUUCAAACAUGAAAAUAUUACUAUACCGCUCCUCCGUGAUAUUUUACAACAAGUCCAAUAUCGGCGAAUUAAUUAAGGUCUCGCAAGAGAGCGGGUCUGACAAUUAUAAGGCUGCAAAUGAGCUCAUGUCUAUGAUAACGACAGAUUGUCCAAAUGUUUGCAAAAAUCACGUCACCGCUUUAGUCAAAAUGGUAGAGUCAGAUGACAUAAAGGAUAUUCCAGUGCGCCUCUUGCAAUCACUAUACCAUGUGUUGCGAAAACUACCUGAGAGAUUCCCAGAGGAAGAAUCCUUCUAUAAACGAAUGCAUGUACUUGCAACUAAUGGGUGUUACCUACAGGCGAAAUAUUGUGUGAAAAUUAUUGGGUGUUCCCCAUCAAAAGAAGCACGUGUCUUCAAAAUAUUGGGAAGCAUCAUGCCUUUGAGCCCGAAAGACCAAAACUUUAAAGCGCAUCUCUCUAUUGUGGCUGAAGUAUAUCUAGUUGACCCACUCUCCCUAACAUCUUUUUCCUCCGGCAUCAACACCGUCAUCAUUGAAGAGAUUCUCAAGAAGAACAGAUUGCAGUCUCUGGAAUUGGAUUCAAUAGCUAAGUUGAAGUGGAUUGACAAUGAAAAUUUAUUCAAACACGAGAUGCUUAUCGAGAAACUCAUAGCCGUUCGUCUUAUCGCCAACAAAUUGAGACACAUUGCCUCGAGUGAUUCAACGGAUAAGGCUACGUUGAACGCAGCAGAAAAGCCCAUCAAUCUCCUUGCAAAUAUCAUUUUUAAUAAUGGUGAACUUGUAAAGCUUUCAACGGAUGUGAAUACAAUCGCUACUCCUUACUGUUAUCGACUGAAACUCAAACUUUAUCUGGGGUUAAUGCUUUUGAAACUUGCAAAGCUUCCACGGUUGAACUCCUUGAUCAGUCUUGAUGUCAUCAAAAAAAUGACGCGCCUUCUUCUUGAUGAAGAAAUGUCUGUUCGUGAGAUAUUCCUUAGGUCUUUGAGAAAGAAACUACAGGAGAAAGCCAUUUCGGAAAGGUUUUUACAUCUCGUAUUUUUCAUGGGACAUGAGCCUGAUCCGAAUUUGCGAAGCUACAUCAGCACUUGGAUAGUUUCACAGCAUCAACGUGUGAAUACUAAACAGGAGAUGCUGUAUGAGCGAACUUCUGUGAGACUCAUCCAUGCUUUAGCACACGAUGAUCGGUUCGACAAACUAAUGUGCGACGAGAGCAAAGCCUUGACAGAAAGACAACUAGAUGCAUAUAUAUAUGCACUGGGAAUUGCUUCCAUGUUUAUUGGCACAAUUGCGAAUGAGUCCAACAUAAAUUUACUCUACUAUCUUGCAAGCCGGGUGAAGCAGUAUCGAGAUAACUCGAUAGAGUCUUCAUUCUAUGGAAUGGAGGAUCUACCAAAUGAGGUUUUGAAUUUGUAUCGGGUUGCUGAAUUAUUUCAAUUGAUGUUGAAAGAAUUGGCUGAUUCCAAAUCUUGGAAUUUACAAACCUGGCCUGGAAAGAUCAAUUUACCAUCAGAUUUGUUUCUGCCUAUGGAAGACUACCAACAGGCACACGACUUCAUUUCUCGUGUCUACAUUCCUGAUCUGAUACAAAUAGAAUUACGGGAAAGCUUUUCAAACAAAACUCUAAGUACGGGGAAAAAAAGAUCUCACUCUACUAACAAGCCUCAAAACGUGAAGCGAGGAAAAGGAUCAGCCCGAUCAAAAAUGUCGACCCCGGUGCGAUCAAGAUCUCACCAAAACAUCAGAAAUGUUUCGACAGCUGUCUCAAAGCCUGCUGUGAUCAGGAGGAGUACGAGGACAUCUUCGAAAGUGUUUUAUGGAGAGUCUGACGACAACGCGGGGGUGGAUGAACAGACGAAUGAGAGUUCUGAUGAGUUCGAAUCUGAAUGA